Molecule: messenger RNA, 1247 nt
Organism: Trichobilharzia regenti
Lineage: Eukaryota; Metazoa; Platyhelminthes; Trematoda; Strigeidida; Schistosomatidae
Source: the annotation of a GenBank genome assembly
GGUGUGAAAUCUAAAUGCGCAUAGUUGUUACUGGUUUCGGUCUUUUCGGUAGUCAUGAAGAGAACUCCAGUUCUUUGGCUGUUCAUCAACUGAAGAAAAUUUGGGAUGCUAAGUACUCUGAUGCUUGUAUUCCUGUAGAACUUCACACAAUAGAAAAUGUCCCUGUUGCAUAUGGUGCAGUCGAUGAAUAUAUUACUUCUAUUUGGAAGAAAAAUCCAGAUUUGGUGAUUCAUGUUGGCAUGCAUACUAAUGUGACAGUACCUACUUUGGAAACUCAGUCUUAUAAUCAUGGCUACAAUAAACCAGAUAUUGAUGGCACUUAUUGUGCUAAUGACGGUUGCGUUUCCACUCAUGGCAAACCAGUUCUUCAGUGCGAAAUGGAUCUCAAUAAACUAUGUGAAAAGUUGAUAGAGAAUCAUAUAUCCUGUUCAACUUCAAAUAAUCCAGGAAAUUUCUUAUGUGGUUACAUAUAUUACAAGUCUUUACAACUUUCAGCUGAUCGUGUUGUUUUUGUGCAUGUUCCGAGUCUAGACAAGAUGUCUGCUGAAGAUAUAGCUCGAUCACUUCUAGAGAUAAUUCGGGGACUAGCUGCACUGAAAGGAAUAGUUAUCCCUCAGAAAUGAAAAUAUUUGAAGGUUUUUUUUAACUUAUAGUAAAUUUUUUUCAACGGACUGGUGGUAUUAAAAUAAUCCAGUAUGUUUCAGAGAAAGAUAUAUUUCAGUAGUUAGUUAAAAGUGGAGAAAAUCUGAAAAACUUUGGUAAAUUGUACAUAUUUUUUUGGAUUUCUUUUAAAUUACGCUAUAGAGUGAUAACAAAUGAUCGCAUCACUAAAUAAUUUUAUCAGCUACAAUUUUAUCUGAAAUUGCAAAUAAAAAUGAAUUCUCAUUCUUGUUGACUGUGAUUAUUCGCUUUCAAAUACAAAUUGGUUGAGCGUCUUAAUUACUUAUAUUUAGACAAAAUAUUCGUCUCUUAUGUUUUAAAUGAUACAAAAAUCAUAUCUGAAUAAGACGGUGGUCAUUUUUCGUAUAGAAUAAGAAAAAAGACUGUUAAUUAUGCAGUAACUACGAUGGCAAAUAUAAAACUUUGAAAAUCAAUGUUUUGUUUUAAUAACUUAAACAUUUUUGGCAUAAUAUCGUUUUGUAUUUACUGCUUGCAAGAAUAAUGCGUAUAUGCAAAUCAAACCGUUACAUUUACGAUUUAAAUUUUCGUAAUAACGAAUAAUGUUGUUGUUUUUUUUGUAUUGAGAA